AUUGCCUUGCCCGUGGCCCGUGCCCGCCAAAUAAUUAAACCUUCUUCUCUGUUCUCUCAAUCAGUCAGUAGAGUAAUAAUCAUCAUUCUUCACUCUCUGGUCUCUGUAAACCUUCUUCUAAUCCAUAGCCACUUCCUCUCUCUCUUUCUCUCACAGAGCGUCUCUGGCUUGCCUUCGCAUUAAAUGCAAUUUCUCUGCACCACCACCUUUCCUUAAUAAUCUCUCUUUCUCCCUCCAUUUCAGACAGAGCAGGUACCACUCGUCAUGGAAAGCUCCUGAACUCGUAUGACUGUGAACUAAUUCUCUCCACUUCCGAUCAAAUUUCUCUUUUCCGUUGAACGAGCUCCGUCUGGCACCUGGGACAAAUUUGCUCUAGAAGACCUCUGAAUCCUUGGAUCCACGUUUGACUAAAAAUAAUCAAACCCUAGUUGAAGUUUCUGUCCGGGCUUACUUGAGGUUUCAAGUGCCUUUGGUUGCAACUCUAUGCGCGAUAAUCUUUCUAAAUAUGAAUAAUUUUGCUGGUUGACCACUGGACCAAUCCCGGGAUUUCUAGUGACAUCUGUAUCCGGCAAAAGUAGGAUUCUGUCCUUCGUUUCCUUCGGAUGCCUAUGUUUUGGAGCUGAGCAGAUGGGGUGUUGUGUAUCGGUAAGUAGUGGUUGCAGUAGCAGUAGUAGCAGGAACAAUGAAGAGGCAAUUUCCUCCUCUUGCCUGGGAUUCAGAUCAUGCAGGACCAAGAGACUGAAGAAAUCAUUGUCUGAGCAUGUCACUACAUUGCAGCGUUUGCCUUCUAUUUCCAACCGAAUCUUUGCAAAUGGAAACAGCAGAACUUCUUGCAUAUUCACCCAACAAGGGCGCAAGGGCAUUAACCAGGAUGCCAUGGUUGUUUGGGAAGAUUUCAUGUCAGAAGAUGCAAUCUUUUGUGGGGUCUUUGAUGGUCAUGGCCCGCAUGGUCAUCUUGUUGCCCGCAAAGUGAGGGAUACCCUGCCAUUGAAGCUACUCUCUUUCCUUCAAUCUCAAGAAUCAAGGCAAAAUGGCUUGGGCAAUAAUUGUUUUAGUAGAAAAGCAAAACCAGAUUCCAUGGAUAAGGAGUCUGAGAAGGAUGAUCCAACUGAGGACCUGGGAUCUUUGUGGAGAGAAGCUUUCCUCAAGUCAUACAAAUCCAUGGACAAGGAGCUAAGGUCCCAUCCUACUCUGGACUGCUUUUGCAGUGGUAGCACUGCCGUCACUAUAGUUAAACAGGGGUUGAAUCUCUUCAUGGGAUACAUUGGUGAUUCCCGUGCAAUCCUGGGUUCCAGGGACAGCAAUGGUUCCAUGGUUGCAGUACAGUUGACAGUUGAUCUAAAGCCUGAUUUACCAAAGGAAGCCGAGAGGAUUAAACGGUGUAAAGGAAGGGUCUUUGCUCUGCAAGAUGAGCCUGAAGUUCCUAGAGUUUGGUUGCCAUUUGAUGAUGCUCCUGGAUUAGCAAUGGCUAGGGCAUUUGGGGAUUUCUGUCUGAAGGACUAUGGAGUGAUAUCUAUACCUGAAUUCUCUCAUAGAAUACUUACAGAGAGAGAUCAAUUUAUUGUUCUUGCCUCAGAUGGAGUUUGGGAUGUCUUGAGCAAUGAAGAAGUGGUUGAGAUUAUUUCUUCAGCUCCAACCCGAUCAUCAGCUGCACGGAUCCUAGUAGAGUCAGCUGCUCGCGAGUGGAAACUAAAAUAUCCCACUUCAAAAAUGGAUGAUUGUGCAGUAGUGUGCUUAUUUCUGGAUGGCAAGAUGGACUCUGAAUCAGAGGCAGAAGAGCAAGGUAUAUGUACUGCCAGUUAUUGUGGCCAUCAGCCUUCUGCUGCAACUGAGUCAGAUGAUGGCCAAAACUCGGAACCAUCUCUACAGAGGAAUUUUACAGUGAGAACAGCAGAAGAGAGCAACCAAAACGACAGAAUACCUGUUGAAGUUGAGGGAGAGGAUGGAACUGUAAUAGUUGAUGACCAAAACUGGUCAGGUUUGGAAGGUGUGACACGAGUCAACUCGCUUGUUCAACUUCCAAGAUUCUCCACAGAGAAGCCGAAUGCUUGAUUCGUGCAUUUCUGAAUGGUGCAUCUGUUAUGUAUUUCUUGUAAUUCAAUGGCUUAGGAUCCUCAGAAAUGCAAUCAAAUUAGAAAAGUCUUCCCAGGGCGCUGUAAUUGGGUCGAAAACUUUUGACAAGUGGCUACACUUAAUUUGUUAUUAGGGGCGUUGGUCUGGGGAGGAGGCACACGAUCAGUUAUGGUACAUCCGGUAACAGUAUGGAACAGUGACGUGUUUGCUUCUGCUUGGUGUUCCUAGCCUGGUUUCAACAUCUUGUUUCUAGCAGAUCUAGUGUCCACAAUCACAUAUCAGGGAUAGAGAUUUGACUUUAGGGUUAAAAUUGAAUCAGUCGGGCGGAGUCAACUCGCUUAAACGUAUACCAGGGGGCCAGGUGAAUAAUGAUGAUAAAGGGGUCGCAGACUCUGGUGUUUCUGUAUAGGCAAACCCGUUGAUUUCUUACCAACCAUGAUAAGUUGAAAUUUAGCUCUGAGGAACAUCUGCGUUUCAAAAUUUGAUAAAACCUUGAAGCCCAGAAACUGCAAUUGCCGUGGUCUGUGUAUAUGAUUUAAUCUGAGGAACAAAUUGGACUGGUGAGUGAAGAUCCCUCUUCUCAUUUUGGUCGGUGUCGUCAUGGGCACUAAGCAUGUUUACUUUUAUAAUGAUCUGGUGGAGAGUGUGUUCUUAGAUUGUUCUUCUAGUGUGGGAGCCCAAAUUGUUCAUUUAUUAAAGUUAAUCCACUAGAAUUUUCUAA
Messenger RNA from Nelumbo nucifera (sacred lotus), 2794 nucleotides. RefSeq names its product putative protein phosphatase 2C 52. Gene Ontology annotation, molecular function: protein serine/threonine phosphatase activity. The record is from RefSeq and is a predicted model, not a curated record. Gene Ontology annotation, biological process: protein dephosphorylation. Lineage: Eukaryota; Viridiplantae; Streptophyta; Magnoliopsida; Proteales; Nelumbonaceae.